UUACAGUUUCAUGGACAUGUGUUGAGCGAGAUGGUGCGAAUGAAAUUGAGAUAUUUGCUGUGUGAAGUUUGCGUAUCAGAUCGAAGUAAUCUGUCACUGGUAGAUGACGGAGCCAUCUACCCUGCAGCCAAAACAGCAGUGUCUCGAGCGCACGGUGACUAUGGCGCUGCACUGUCCAGCCUUGGAUUCUCAGUGAAAUAUCUGAAUGCCCACACUGGAAUUGUGUUCCUGUGCUGUUGGAAAAGCCACUACAGACUCAUCUGGUCUGCUUUGCCCUUCAUCACCAGUCUAGAGAAUCGAGGGGAAAGAGUGCCAUGUUUUCUGAACUGUUUGCAUGUGGGAGGAACGAUCCGGACAUGUCAGAAGUUUCUGGUUCGAUACAAUACUCAGCAGAUCCAUUGGAUGCUCCCCCUAUGUCAGGGUGAAGCAGAGCGAUCCGAGAUCCGCAAGGCAGUACUGAGCUGCACCCUGAAGAAAGAUACCGAUGAUGACUAUGAAGAAGAGAGUGGGGAAGAGAAGGAUAAGUGACCCUAACCCUAAACUGAUUCUGUUGCAACUUGCAGUGAAUCUCAUCUGAGGGAAGCCACUGUAAAUCCCAAGACACUACAGGUAGUUCUGAUACUGGGCUCAUGACAGAAUAGCGCCUGGUGCUUCAAUGCAGCUCUUGGAUUGUGAAUGCGCCUCAGUUUGGAGCGAAUUAAAACAAAGCAAAUAAAAUAUUGGACAAAUGAAAUGUACAUAAAUAGUUUUGUUAUUUUUGUUAUGUUUGUAAUUAAUACACAAUGUUACUUCUGCUAUUUUGUAUAUCAUUUUUUGAAAGCAAAAUAAUAAAGUAUCUUCUAAGCCAACCAUUUACUGUGACUGUUUUACUCAAAGCAUUGGAGGAGGACCACAAUGAGGGGCAGGGGCGGACUGGGACCAGAAAUCAGCCCUGGCAUUUCAAACACACCAACUCCUUGAGACCCCUACAAGGCCCAUUUUUUCCCCCUUGACUCCCCCAUUACUAGACGGAUAAUUAUAAUUGGUAUUAUUA
Molecule: messenger RNA, 1033 nt
Organism: Coregonus clupeaformis (lake whitefish)
Lineage: Eukaryota; Metazoa; Chordata; Actinopteri; Salmoniformes; Salmonidae
Product: ribonuclease P/MRP protein subunit POP5
Exons: 5
Coding region: 31-528 (165 amino acids)
Biological process (GO): tRNA 5'-leader removal
Cellular component (GO): ribonuclease P complex
Molecular function (GO): ribonuclease P RNA binding
Source: RefSeq, a predicted model, not a curated record